This is a messenger RNA of Anopheles bellator, 2009 nucleotides long. Its product is annotated as zinc finger protein 888-like. The record is from RefSeq and is a predicted model, not a curated record. The transcript is spliced from 2 exons. The coding region runs from base 304 to 1374 and encodes 356 amino acids. Lineage: Eukaryota; Metazoa; Arthropoda; Insecta; Diptera; Culicidae.
AUUCAUAUUCGCACUCACACCGGCGCAAAGCCAUACCAGUGUAAAGUCUGCGACAAAGCCUUCCAUUCAAGAAGCAUUCUGGCAGAACAUUCGAAAAUUCACAAUAAGAAGCACCAGUGUUAUCAUUGUGCAGCAAUAUUCACAAAUUCAUAUGACCUAACGAUUCAUAUUCGCACUCACACCGGCGAAAAGCCAUACCAGUGUAAAGUCUGCGACAAAGCCUUCCAUUCAGCAGGCUAUCUGGCAGAACAUUCGAAAAUUCACAAUAAGGACCAACAGUAUCAGUGUCCGCAUUGUUCAUCAAUGUUCGCACACUCAUCUAACCUACAGAAACAUAUCCGCACUCACACUGGCGAAAAGCCCUACAAGUGUAAAGUCUGUGACAAAGCGUUCAGCCAAUCAAGCGAUCUAUUAAAGAUUCACAUUCGCACUCACACCGGUGAAAGGCCGUACAAGUGUAAAGUCUGUGACAAAGCCUUCCAUUCAAAAAACAUUCUGGCAGAACAUUCGAAAAUUCACAAUAAGGACCAACAGCAUCAGUGUCCGCAUUGUUCAUCAACGUUCGCGCAGUCAGCUGCCCUAAAGAUUCAUAUUCGCACUCACACCGGCGAAAAGCCAUACCAGUGUAAAGUCUGUGACAAAGCCUUCCAUUCAAGAAGCAUUCUGGCAGAACAUUCGAAAAUUCACAAUAAGGAGCACCAGUGUCAUCAUUGUGCAGCAAUGUUCACAAAGUCACAUGCCCUAACGAUUCAUAUUCGCACUCACACCGGCGAAAAGCCAUAUCAGUGUAAAGUCUGCGACAAAGCCUUCCAUUCAGCAGGCUAUCUGGCAGAACAUUCGAAAAUUCACAAUAAGGACCAACAGUAUCAGUGUCCGCAUUGUUCAUCAAUGUUCGCACACUCAUCUAACCUACAGAAUCAUAUCCGCACUCACACUGGCGAAAAGCCCUACAAGUGUAAAGUCUGUGACAAAGCGUGCAGCCAAUCAAGCGAUCUAGUACGUCACUCCAAAAUACACAAUAGGGACCAAUAUCAUCAGUGUCCGCAUUGUUCAUCAAUGUUCGCGCAUUUAUCUAGCCUAAAGAUUCAUAUCCGCACUCACACCGGCGAAAAGCCAUAUCAGUGUAAAGUCUGCGACAAAGCCUUCCAUUCACCACGCAAUCUGAGACAACAUUCGAAAUUUCACAAUGAGGACCAACUGCAUCAGUGUCCUCACUGUUCAUCAAGGUUCGCACAGCGAUCUAAGCUAAAGAUUCAUAUCCGCACUCACACUGGCGAAAAGCCAUACAAGUGUAAAGUCUGUGCCAAAGCGUUCAGCCAAUCAGGCAAUCUGGCAGGACAUUUGAAAAUUCACACGAAGGGUAAAACUCAUUAAUCAUUUCAUUUGUUCAUUCAAGUUUGGGUUAGAAUAAGUUUGAAUUUUGUAUCUUUGAAUACUAAAAUGUAUGAAUUCGACGAUAGCAGUUAGCGAAAGUUCACAAUCAGCAACGAUCAGCCCAAUAAAAUAUAUUUUUCAUAGAAACUGGGUUUUAUAUAGAAUAAAAAUCCUUUAAAGCAACGGCCCAAGAAGACUGUUCUGCCGUACUCAUGACAUGAUCAGUUUAUCGGAUACGGAUACGGAUACAAGGCGUGUUUCCGUGUGUAAUCAUCGCACACACACUGAUACGUCCGCCCUGUUAUCGACGGGACAAAGGGAUGAAGUAAAACAACUGUACGAGAUUUAUAUAGAAAGUUAAGAUUUGAUGGAACCGUUAGAGACUACCCGCGUUGGGAACGUGACUGUUUCUCGUAAACAUCGUCUAGGCCAACGCAGAGCACCUGGUUGUUAAAUGUUAAAUACCACGAAAGUCGGUUAGGAAGAAUCCGAAAAGUCCCUCCUAGGGUAACCGUAUUUUACGACGGUUAGCGAAGGAUAAGAGGAAAGGAAUAGCGAUAACGCUGCGGGGGCUAGCAUAGACAGCGUAAUGCACUUGCUUGAUGCAACCGUAUCAUGCAUUCUAGGAAACCAUA